AUGUCAGCAUUUAAGGAGGCCCAUGUCAGCUCCAACUUCGGGGUCAAACGGUCGGACUGCUUCUGCUUCCACUGUUGCUUCCUGGUAGCAAGAGACGUUGUUAUUCUCAGCCCUGUCGCUUCUAUCAUGAAAUUCCACUCGCUUACCCAGCUGGCUACUGGCCUUGUUGCCGGUGCUACUCUCGCUGCUGCUGGCAGUGACCCGCGUCAUGCCCCAGGAGCUUACAUUUUCGAAUUUGAGCCUCAAGUGGAUGUCGAACCUUUCUUCACUGCACUCGCUGGCGUCGGCGAAGUGCGUUUGCGACUCGAGUCCGCCGUCUUUAAGGGCGCCUCAGUGCAGCUGGACGAGAACGACACGGCCGAGGCACGUCGAGCUUCGGCAUUGCUGGCAGAUUUGCCCAUAGUCAAGAAUGUCUGGCCUCUAGGUCUCAUCUCCAGGGAGGACCUGUUACAUCCUGAUAUGAUAAUCAGCGCAGAAGACGUAGCAGCAUCAACGCCUACCAACGACAAGCGCUCCGAGCCGAUGCAGAAUCUCAACUUCCCUCUGGCCAUGACCCAGGUAGACCGGCUGCACGAAAAGGGCAUCAAGGGUGAUGGUAUCACCGUGGCCAUUGUCGACAGCGGCGUCGACUAUACCCAUCCGGCACUCGGAGGUUGCUUAGGCGAGGGCUGUCUGGUGGCCAAGGGCUGGGACUUUAUCGGCAACGGCACCGUUGCGAAGCCGCAGCCCAAUGGCGACCCGAUGGACUUCACAGGCCAUGGCACACACGUUGCAGGUAUCAUCGCGAUGCAGGCUGACAGCAACCCCUUUGGUCUAUCGGGAGUGGCACCCCAGAUAACCAUUCACGCCUACAAAGUGCAGGGGCCGCAUCAAGACGUGACCGAGGACACCUUGAUUGCUGCGUUCCACCGCGCCGUUGACGAGGGCGCCGACAUCAUCACCUCAUCCAUUGGCGCCAACGGCGGCUGGUCUGACGGUGCUUGGGCCGUCGUGGCCUCUCGCAUUGUAGCGCAGGGCAUCCCGUGCACACUCAGCCAGGGCAACGAGGGCAACGUCGGCCCUUUUACUGGCGAUACAGCGGCAGACGGCAUCAACGUGACGGCUGUUGCCGCCUUUGACAACACACACAACACAUUCCCGCUCCUGGCUUCUUCCUUUUCGGUCGAUGGCGGCGACUCUCAGCGUUUUGGGUAUUAUCUGCCGCCGCUUAACGUGAUUACCGCCGACAAGCCCUUGAAUCUGCCUCUUUGGACUCCUGAAAAGUCUGCGGCUGGCGAUGCAUGCGCUGCGUUGCCCAGCGAUACGCCCGAUUUGAGCACUCGAGCUGUGCUGCUGCGCCGUGGAGGAUGCGGUUAUGACCAAAAGAUUACCAACAUCGUGGCCAAAGGCGCCAAAACCGCACUCUUCUACAUGGACGGCCCAACCCUUGAUUUCACCAUGUUUGGCACAAAACUCCAAUUUGCCGCCAUGCUUACCAAGCCCGUUGGUGAGAAGUUGGUUAAUCAUCUUGCAGGCGGCCACAAUGUCACUCUUAAUCUCACUUUGCCUGCAGCGGCAGAGGUGUUCAUUGACACCUCGCUCAACGACCAGACUGGCGGUGCCGUCACCACGCUUUCGUCCUGGGGCCCUACGUACGAGAUGACGCCCAAGCCCCAGUUUGGUGCUCCCGGCGGCAACAUCCUCUCCUUAUGGCUUAACCACUCGUAUGUAGCCAUCUCCGGUACCUCCAUGUCCACGCCUCAUACUGCCGGCGUCAUCGCCCUGAUUCGCCAGAUCCGUGGCGAGAUGCCCCCCGGCGGUGUAGAUCGUCUUCUGUCCUCCACGGCCAAGGCUCAGUUGUACAAUGACGGCAACAAGUUCUACAACUUCCUCGCUCCCGUGGCCCAGCAGGGCGCUGGUCUCAUUCAGGCUUUUGACGCUGCCUACGCAACUACCCUCUUGGAGCCCUUGCACUUGGCCUUUAACGACACCGACCACAUGCCCAGCCAGCUUAACUUUGUCAUCACGAAUACCGGCUCAUCGUCCAUCUCUUACAAGCUCAGCACCGUCAAUACACCCACCGUCUACGGGCUCAAGGCUGACGGCAACGCGCCCAACUUGUUUCCCCCUGAAAUGUCCGACGUGUCGGCCUCUCUCACGCUCAACACCACCAGUUUUACUGUUGAACCAGGCUGCUCUGUGACUGUCGCUGCCUCUGCUACGCCGCCUGCUGGCCUGCCUGCCCACCGCUUGCCCAUCUGGUCUGGCUACGUAACCAUCAACGGCACCGAUGGCUCUUCUCUGGCCCUCCCGUACCAGGGCUUGGCAGCCUCGUUGCGCAAUCUGGCCGUCUUGUAUGACUCCAGGCUGUCAUUUAAUAACGCCAAUGUCGCCGCCGGCGCUAAUAUUACCCUGCCACCGCUUAACUAUAACGAGGAUCAAGACCCGAACAAGAAGCAGAAAACGCUUCUGUUCCAGACUAGAACGCGCCACGGCUCUCGCCAGCUCCGCUACCAGGUUGUGUCUGCCGAUAAUAGCACUCAAGUUAUCGGCACGCCAUAUGGCUGCCCUACGCGCAAGGUAACUCACCGCGCCAUCACGCGUUGCUACUGGAGUGGUCGUCUCGAAUCUGGCGAGCGUGCGCCGGUUGGUAAAUACAAGUUUGCCAUUUCUGCGUUGAAGACGUUUGGAUCAAGCGAUGAGCCCAAGGACUGGGACCGUGUCGAAUCCGAUUCGUUUACUAUUGCUUACCAGGCCAGUGCCAACUAGUAAAGAGUCCAAGUUAGUGUAGCUAUUUUGUACAGAGAUGGCAAUAUUUUUGCCAUUAUGUUGAUAUCCCGGGAAAUUAUCUUGUUUAUUAUAAGAAUGCACUUGGAUUCUAGAAAUUUGCGUUAAUGAAUCGAUAUGCAGGAUCCGAUUUCACGGAUUAUAUAAGAAAUAUUAAUUAUAUCUAGAGGCAGCAGCUUCUUCAACGACUGUCUUGUCGAUUAUUGUAAAACCGU
Molecule: messenger RNA, 2981 nt
Organism: [Torrubiella] hemipterigena
Lineage: Eukaryota; Fungi; Ascomycota; Sordariomycetes; Hypocreales; Clavicipitaceae
Source: the annotation of a GenBank genome assembly